This is a messenger RNA of Zophobas morio, 1294 nucleotides long. RefSeq lists its product as uncharacterized. The coding region runs from base 106 to 549 and encodes 147 amino acids. The record is from RefSeq and is a predicted model, not a curated record. The transcript is spliced from 4 exons. NCBI's taxonomy places the organism in Eukaryota, Metazoa, Arthropoda, Insecta, Coleoptera, Tenebrionidae.
AGCACUCACUUACAUUUCGGCGGUCGUGAUACCAUCAUUAUCGCGAACGCACGGAAUUGAGUUAUAUUAAUUCCGGCGGUGGUGGGGGCCAGAAUCCCGAACAAUAUGGACCAACAACUUCCCCAGUUCCCCCAGUCGGGCGUCGUUUUCGUUCCCAUUCCCGCGCAGAUUAGCGUCGGCUGCGUUCAACUCGCGUCUUCCUCCAUUCGCAUGCCAGUUGUGUCGCCAAACGUGUGCUGUGCAGUGAUUGUGAGCCCCCACAGUGGUCCAGAAUGGUCCAGAGUCCAGCGGCACCCCGGAGAAAAGUCAAAAGUGUCCACAAAACGGAAACCUGCAUGGAUAAAACCCGGAACCAUGGCCAGCGCAGGUUUACAACUCGCUACAAGAAUCCCAAAUGGAAGAAAAAUCGCACGGGCGAUAUUUUAUUAUGCAGGACCGAAACGAUUACAAUCUGCCAAAGGGGAGGUCUUCGACCGCCUCCGUCCUCUUCCACCUCGCGAAUUAGAGCGGGAACGACGGGAUCUAACAGCUUGUAACGGAAGUUCUUGAGCUGACGCGUCUCGACGCCCGAAUUCCGCUCGAACGCUCCAACUAUGUGAACAGCGAUGUUGACAUAAUCCCAUGGAUGCAUCGGACUGAUUGCAUCCUGCGAAGGCCAUAACAGAUCGGCUUUUGGAGAUUAAACCAGCCAUCAAACUAAUUCAAUCGAACUAUUCACCCUCCGUAUGGUUCACUUCUUGAAACUGACGCCUCUGGCUGUUUAUUAUCUUUCAAUUAUUGAAUUACACAGCUGAGUUGAGGAGUGUACUGCGGAUGGAUGAUAGAAACAGACAGACGGAUGAGAGAUACAACGUCGAAGAUGAUAAAAGACACCAUCAAGGUUACGCUGCUCCUGUCUGUCACAAAAGAGAGCCGCAAGAGGGAGAAGGACGUAUUGGAUUUCCUUAAUCAUGAAGCCCAUUGUCUUGGGAUAUAUAGUUGGAAAGUGCUCGCCUCGCUCCGCGCCCCCCGCCGCUAUCAGUGAUAAUUACAAUAUCGGGCAUAUUGUAAGCGGUCCGCAGUUAUCGUUUUGUUUAGCGAUGUAGUCUGCCAUUGUUCCGCUAAUUAGAAAAUGGAUACGUGGGACUUGCCGCCGAGGGCUGCAAUUUGCAGCCCUCGGGGCCGAACCGCACACCUAAAACCGCUCGUUUAUUUUUAAUUUCAACUUGUCGCUAAACUUAGCUUUUACACCACUAGAGAUAAGUUGGAUUUUAAUCCAGGCGAUGUACAUAUGUGGAAUUAAUUUCUCAAUAAA